AUGGAGGACACUCACUGCAGCCCAAUGGAGAAGUUCAAAGGAGGAAAAGCAUCCAACGAAUAUGCUUUGUAUCAAAAAACUGAGACAAAUUAUAUAGAGAUACUAGAUACAGUAUUCAACCAAUAUUAUUAUAUUGUGCUCAGGCCGAAGAAAUCUGACCGUUUUUUAAUGUUUCUUAGCAACCCUCAAGAUAAGCAAGCAUUAUCAAAGAUAGCGAAGUUAGUUCCUAAAGCAGAGAAGCUGGAGUAUAUUGCUUUCUAUGGCAUCCAGAAAAAUAACAAGAAGCUUAACAAGCUAUUAAGUCAAUUAAAAGUGAAAAAAUUGAAAAGACUUUACUUGGAUGCGAAUUAUCCAGAUUCAGUAUUGUUCAGCUUUUAUGCCAGAAACAUUGCUAGACGUUUGCCUUUAGUUACUGGGCAGAUCCGAAUCAAGAAUUUCAGAGUAUCCCACAGAGACUUUGGUAGAGUCCUAAUCGCUUGUGGAAGCUCUCCAAGUGUUCAGUUCCAAAGAUGCAGAAUCAUCAUCAAUGGGUUUGAUUAUCUGGAUAAUGUUCAGCCUUCAAUCGGGAAUAUCUCUUUGGAAUAUAACACCAUUAUCCAGCCAGAAGAAGACAAUGAGUUCUUGGAUGGGUUCAUACAGAAGAUGGCAGACUCAAGCCUCAGUGAGUCCUUGAAACAUGUAUCGGUGGGGAUUCGGAAUCCAGGAAGAAGAGCCAAGAGAAUUUUACCAAAGAAGAAGUACACAAUCGGAAACUUUGAUGUAGACAUUUAUUCAGCAAACUUUUAUAGCGAUUUCAACAGGUAG
This is a messenger RNA of Moneuplotes crassus, 804 nucleotides long. The record is from the annotation of a GenBank genome assembly. Lineage: Eukaryota; Ciliophora; Spirotrichea; Euplotida; Euplotidae.